AUGCAAGCAGCAGCAAGGGGGCCCCUGGGGGCCCCCCUGCAGCAGCAGCACGUGCAGCAGCUGCUGCAGCAGCAGGAGCACUGGCUGCUGGACAACGAAGACGCCUCGGAGCAGCAGCUUGCUGCUGCGCUGCAGCAAGUUACGGAAACCCUGCAGCAAGACUGCAAACCCUACUUCGAAGCAGUGGAGAGAGAAAGGAAGCAAAAAGAAACAGACUUGGAGACAAAUGCUGCUGCUGCUGCUGCUGCUGCAGCAAACGGCAGCAAGGAAGACAUGGACGUCAAACUCCCCAACUCCCAGUGCAUCAAAAGGGCCAAAAAAAAUAAAGACGAAGCCAACGAACUCUUCAAAGACGGGAACGUGGAGCUGGCGGUGCAGCGGUACAUCAAGGGUUUGCAGUACUUGUCGAAAGUGUUUGACUUGAAAGAAAACGAAAAGGAAGAAGUCCAAACCCUAAAACAGUGUUUAAAUUUAAACCUCGCUCAAGCUUAUCUCAAACUCAUGGGAUCCGAUCCCAAGACCCCACACUUCGAGGCCUUCGCCAAGAAGGCCCUCAGCUCCUGCGACGCCGCCCUCGAAAUCGACGAUCAGUGCGUGAAAGCGCUUUACCGCCGUGCCGUGGCAAAUGAGCGUCUCAAAGAAUACGCAAAUGGACUGGCGGAUGUGAAAAAGGCGCUGAAGAUGGUUCCUGAGGACGCGGACUUCUUAAAGCUGAAGGAGCGACUGGAGGCCCGAAUUAAGGCUGAGAAGGAGCAGCAGAAGAAGAUUUACUCAAGGAUGUUCAGCUAA
Messenger RNA from Eimeria tenella, 789 nucleotides. Its product is annotated as DnaK family domain containing protein, putative. The coding region runs from base 1 to 789 and encodes 262 amino acids. Gene Ontology annotation, molecular function: protein binding. Lineage: Eukaryota; Apicomplexa; Conoidasida; Eucoccidiorida; Eimeriidae. The record is from RefSeq and is a predicted model, not a curated record. The transcript is spliced from 5 exons.